AUGGAGACGCCAGCAAGGGUUAUAGAGGCGGCGCUGGGACAAGACAACAUGCCAACGGUGAUCAGUGUUUCCGUUGCGGACACAGGACAUUAUGCCCGUGAUCAGGAGUGUCCAGCCCGAAAUGCGGUGUGCAACAAAUGCGGAAAUCGCGGACAUUAUGGAGUUGCUUGCAAGACCCAGACGAGCAAAAACAGAAAAGACAAUUACGAGCAAAAGGAUGCCAAAUGGAGAAAUAACAAAGGACAAAAAUGGAAUGGAACCGGAGGAAAUAAACCAAGAGGAAAAGUUCACACAGUGCAAGAAGACACUGAAACUGGUAGUGACACUGAAUUUGCAUUCCAUGUAGGCAUGGUGGGAAGUAAUAAAGAGGAAAAGAUCAAAGUAAGUUUGGGGCAGGGCAUACCUGUAGAUGUUAUCAUUGACAGUGGAGCUUCAGUAAAUAUCAUUGACAAAAGUCUGUGGGAGGAAUUGAAAGGUAAAAGAAUUCAGUGUAAAUCUGAAAGAAGUAAUAAGAAGUUGUAUGCAUAUGGAUCAACAAAUCCAUUAAAGGUUCUUGGUAAAUUUGUAACCAAAAUUAAAGUUGAUGGUAUGAGUCAUGAAGACACUGAAGUAGAAGCAGAUUUUUAUGUCACAGAAAGUAAAGGGCCUGCACUUCUAGGUAAAGAUACAAGUGUUGAACUGGGUGUGCUUAAGAUUGGUGUUAACCUUGUGGCUAGAGAAGUGAUAGAUAGUUAUCCAGAAUGUUUUCAAGGGGUAGGAAAGUUGAAGGACCAUAAGCUGAAGUUGCACAUUGACAAAGAGGUUAGACCAGUGGCACAACACAUGUACCGGGUACCAUACACCUUAAGAGAGAAGGUCAGUGACAAACUAGAUGAAUUAGAGUCACUAAGUAUAAUAGAGAAAGUUAAUCACCCAACUUCGUGGGUAAGUCCAGUGAUUGUUGUACCCAAACCAAAUGGCGAUAUUCGACUGUGUGUUGAUAUGCGACAAGCCAAUAAGGCCAUAAUCAGAGAAAGGCAUCCUAUUCCUACUGUUGAUGAGAUUUUGUACAAUAUGAAUGGUAGUGAAGUUUUCAGUAAGUUAGAUAUGAAGUAUGGGUAUCACCAGAUAGAAUUGGAAGAAGAUUCACGAGAAAUCACAACGUUUGUAACCCAUAAAGGCCUGUAUAGGUAUAUACGAUUGAUGUUUGGCAUAAGUGCAGCACCAGAGAAGUACCAGCAAGUAAUAGCUCAGGUACUACAUGAUUGUGAAGGAGUUCAAAACAUAUCAGAUGAUAUUGUUGUUCAUGGAAAAAACCAAGCAGAGCACGAUGAAAGACUAGUGAAAGUCAUGCAGAGACUGAAGGAAAAGAACUUGACCUUAAAUAAGGAAAAGUGUCAGUUUGGUUUGACAAAGAUUACGUUCAUGGGUUAUGUGUUAUCCAAAAAUGGAGUUGAGCCCACAGAGGGGAGAAUCAAAGCCAUGAAAGAGACUUAUUGGUGUUAUCCCAUUGGCCACACUCCACAAGUCGAUGGCAUCAAGGUCAGCUUGCAAGGAAAGUUCAUCUGGAGGGGAUUGGAUAUGUCUAUAGAUGAGGGUGUCAUCAGCAAAGAGCAAACACUUGGAAUUGAGGGAAUGGGAGAUGUCACUGAUGAAUAA
Molecule: messenger RNA, 1638 nt
Organism: Asterias rubens (European starfish)
Lineage: Eukaryota; Metazoa; Echinodermata; Asteroidea; Forcipulatida; Asteriidae
Exons: 2
Coding region: 1-1638 (545 amino acids)
Biological process (GO): proteolysis
Molecular function (GO): aspartic-type endopeptidase activity
Source: RefSeq, a predicted model, not a curated record